This is a messenger RNA of Trichomonas vaginalis G3, 144 nucleotides long. RefSeq lists its product as uncharacterized. The record is from RefSeq and is a predicted model, not a curated record. Lineage: Eukaryota; Parabasalia; Trichomonadida; Trichomonadidae. The transcript has a single exon. The coding region runs from base 1 to 144 and encodes 47 amino acids.
AUGGGCAAGAUCCCAGAUCCAGCAGCAGAGAAAGUCUGGCUUGAAAAGUUCAAGAAGAGUGUUAUCCACUUAGAUCAAUGGCAACUUUGGGGAACUAACAACAACAAGCCACCACUCAAUCCAGAAACAAUAAUUAACCAAUAA